Sphaeramia orbicularis (orbiculate cardinalfish) is the source of this 1748-nucleotide messenger RNA. RefSeq names its product tRNA 5-methylaminomethyl-2-thiouridylate methyltransferase (gene trmu). Gene Ontology annotation, molecular function: sulfurtransferase activity. The coding region runs from base 106 to 1353 and encodes 415 amino acids. Gene Ontology annotation, cellular component: mitochondrion. NCBI's taxonomy places the organism in Eukaryota, Metazoa, Chordata, Actinopteri, Kurtiformes, Apogonidae. The record is from RefSeq and is a predicted model, not a curated record. Gene Ontology annotation, biological process: tRNA wobble position uridine thiolation. The transcript is spliced from 11 exons.
CAGACAUGGCGCCCUCUAACAGGGGUAAUGGACAGCUGUUAGCUAACUUUUAGCUACAAAUUCAUGAAAAUAAGGUAUCGAUAGUGUACCAUAUAGUCUGGAAACAUGGGUUUUAUUAGGCACGUUGUGUGUGCAAUGUCAGGCGGCGUUGAUAGCUCUGUGGCGGCUUUGUUGCUUAAGAGAAGAGGUUACAGCGUUACAGGAGUUUUUAUGAAGAACUGGGACUCCCUGGAUGAGUCUGGGGUUUGCACCACAGAGAAGGACUGUGAGGACGCACACAGGGUCUGUCGGGCCUUGGACAUCCCCUUCCAUCAAUUAUCCUACGUUAAAGAGUAUUGGCAUGACGUGUUUAGUAAUCUGUUGAGGGAGUAUGAGAAAGGAAGGACACCAAAUCCAGACAUACUAUGCAACAAGCACAUCAAAUUCAACCAUUUUCACAAGUAUGCCAUCAACACUCUGGGUGCUGAUGCCAUGGCAACAGGCCACUAUGCCAGGACGUCACAGGAAGAUGAAGAGGUUUUCCAACAGACACAUGCAACCCCAUCCACCACGCUCUUCAGAGACCGGUUUGAAAUCCGAAAUCCUGUUAGGUUGCACAAGGGCGCAGAUCUCCUUAAAGACCAAACCUUUUUUCUCAGUCAGAUCUCACAAAAUGCCCUGCGACAAACCAUGUUUCCGCUAGCAGGACUCACCAAAGACUUUGUCAAAAAAAUUGCUGCUGAGGCAGGCUUCCAUCAUGUUCUUAAGAAGAAAGAGAGCAUGGGGAUCUGUUUCAUUGGAGAGAGGAACUUUGAAAACUUUAUUUUGGAGUAUCUAGAACCUAAACCAGGGCACUUUGUCUCUAUUGAAGAUGGAUCUAUAAUGGGACACCACAAAGGCUGGUUCACUCUGACACUGGGACAGAGGGCAAGGAUAGGAGGGCAGAAAGACCCCUGGUUUGUUGUGGACAAAGACAUUGGGACUGGAAAUGUGUUUGUGGCUCCAACCACCAAUCAUCCAGCUCUUUUCCGUGACACAAUACGGACGGACCGUUUCCACUGGGUAACGAUGGACCCUCCUCCUGAAUUGGCUAAAACCCAGAUGCUGGAGUGUCACUUCCGCUUCAUCCACCAGAUGCCACUGACUCCCUGUACUGUGACUCUGAACAUGGACGGCUCUGUGUGGAUCUCACUCUCAGAGCCAGUCAGAGCUCUGACUCCUGGACAGUUUGCUGUGCUCUACAAAGGCGACGAGUGUCUUGGCAGUGGAAAGAUAAUCCAGUUGGGGCCCAGCCAAUACACUCUGCAGAAGGGUCGGGAGCGGUUGACAGCAGCCGUACAGCACAAGGAACCAACCCCUGAACCUGCCAGCUGACCCUAGACACAUCCUAGCAACACAGAAAACCAUUCUAUCCAGUGCAUUAGGUUAGAGCCCCCUGUUCAUGAAAAUAAAUGGUCUCAAGACAUGACCUGAUACUCCUGCUGGACACAAUGGAUUAUUUCUACUGUUUUCCAGCAAAUGUUUGGACUAAAAAUCGAAGCUCUUAAAUUACAGGACCUUAUUAUAAAAUCUAGCACUUGAUACUGUAUAAGACAGUGAGUCGACAUGUAGACCACUGCAAUUUUUUCCAGGUGAACUGUUUUUAUUUUUUUUUUGUAAUAUACAUUGAUGCUCCCUAUUUUUUUUUUUUUCUUCACUGAGCCUGCAAGAUAGUGCUACUAAAAGUAGGACUUUUACUGUGAGCUAUAAAUAGAACAAGUUAUAACAGG